GCGAACCACUUGACGCGGUGUGCACAGGAGCGUACUUGCGAGCGCGGGGGCGCCCAGGCGGAAGCGGAAUGGGCGGCGGUGUCGGUUUCGCACUUCAUCAUCGUGGCUUGAGGGGUUGAGAUAAGCCACCAGCCAGCGCGUGAUGGGAAGUAAGUGGAAGCGAAAUAUCACGCGCGUGUUCGGGAGAGAGCCUGCUGACCAGAACACCCAGAGCCAUGGCGCGGCGAGGCCACGAGACCGCGGCAUGUGCUGAUGAUGAUUGAGUGAUUUGAAUGAUCAAAGUUGAGGCUGCCCCAGUCAAGCCUUCGUUCGACAUGGCAGGCGAGUCUGGUGCAGCCGAGCUCCCGCCGCAGCUCACCAGCGGCGUGCCCAUGCUCAAGGUGUCGUCCAAGAAGAUCAAGCCCGUCAUUGUCACCCUCUCACCGACGACCAUUACCUGGCCCUCGCUCAAAGGCGGAAAGGUCGAGAUCCGCAACAUUCGCGAGCUGCGGCUUGGUGUCUCGCCGACAGACCAGUAUGACGGGGCGCGCUGGAUCACCAUCGUGUACGUUAGAGACAAGCAGUGGAAGGUGGUGCACUUUAUCGCGCAUACGGACGACAUCUACGCGCUUUGGAGCGACACGCUCAAUGAUCUCGUGAGCGCCGCGUCUGAUCGUGUCGUCAGUGGGAUGCAACAUGGCCCCGCAGCCGACCCAGAUUUGCUCUUCAUUAAGCAACUGUGGCCGACAGGCGCAACCAAGAUCGACGCGCGCACGGCCACGAGCCUGUGCCACUCGUUGGGGCUCAGCGUUGGUCCAACCCACCUCGCAAACUACCAGUUUCCACUCGACAUGGGAAAUUUCCGGCGCCUGGUUCGUGAGGUCCAGACGCGCCCCGAGCUAGGGGAGCUGUUCCAGGCUCUCGGCGGCGACAUGACGCGCGACAAGGCUCGCGAGUUUCUCCGCGAUGUGCAGAAGGAGGAGCUCACGGACGAACAGUUCAAUCUCCUCUACGAUCGAUUCGCGGAUGCCAAAACGGACCUAUGGACAUCCGAGGCACUAUCCUCAUACCUGGCCUCGCCCGACAAUGUUCCCAAGGCCGUACAGGACCUCGGCCACCCCUUGCCCGAAUACUUUAUCGCCAGCAGUCAUAACACGUACCUCGUUGCCGGGCAGUGGCGCGGCGACAGUACAGUCGAGGGUUACAUCCGCGUGCUGCUGGACGGCUGCCGCUCGGUUGAGAUUGACGUACACAACGGCGAGACCGAACCCGUCGUGUAUCAUGGGAAUACAAUGACAUCGAGUGUACCGAUUCUCGAUGUGUGUCAGGCGAUCAAGAAGUACGCCUUCGUCGCCUCGCCGUACCCUGUCAUCCUCUCGCUGGAAGUGCGAUGCUCAGUCCCGCAGCAAGAACGCCUCGCCAAGACCAUCAAGGACGUCUUCGGCGAUCUGCUGGUCACUGAGCCGCUCGACUACAUCGAUGGCAUCCCAAGUCCCGAAGACUUGAAGGGCCGAGUGCUCGUCAAGUCGAAGGCGGCGGUGCAGCCCACACCCGUCAGAUCCGUGACGCUGUCAUCGUCCCCAACUUCUGACUCGCUGUCAGACUCGACGACCACUGAGUCGGACUCGUCAUUUGUCAAGCUCGCGAAGCGCCUGACGCUUGCGGGCGGGGAGAAACCCAAGUCGCCCAAGAUUGGCAUCCAUAGAUCACUAUCUGAUCUGCCUAUCUACACGGCCGGUGUCAAGUACCAGGGCUUCUCCAAGCUUGUCACCUACGAGUCAAACCACAUGUUUUCGGUGUCGGAGCGAACGGCACAGAAGAUUCUUAGGGACGGGCAGCAGGCCGACUGGGUCAAGCACAACUUCAGCCACCUGUCGCGCGUGUACCCCAAGGCGGUACGGCUGACGUCCUCCAACUUUGACCCACGCCCGUUCUGGCAAAUUGGCGCGCAGAUGGUCGCGAUCAACUACCAGACCUUUGACGAAGGUAGUCUGUGGAACCACGCCAUGUUCCACGACGGUGGGUACGUACUCAAGCCGCUCGCGCUCCGGCAGAAGACGGCCGAGGUGUCGGUCGAGUAUCGCGUGCGCAUUCGCAUCAUAUCUGCGCAGCGCCUGCCGCCCACAGACGAAAUGUACGUCGAGGCGACGAUUGGGGACGACGAGCAGGAAACGCGCGAGCUGAAGGAGGGCAGCCUGAGCCCGCGCUGGGACCAGACGCUCGAGUUCACCGUCUCGUCUCUCCCUUCGUGCCUCUCGCUAGUCUUCGUCAAGCUCGCCAUCAAGGGCUCGCGCGGCACCAUCGCUCAGUGGUGCCGCCCGCUCACUACCGCCGGCCGCGGAUUCCGCUACCUGCCUCUCGAGGACAACUCGCGCUCCCGCUACCUCUUCGCGACCCUCUUCGUCCGCAUCUCAUACGAGCCCAUCGACAAGCCCACGCACACGCGCGCACUCUCAAACUCGCUCUCCGCAAAGCUCUCGUCGCUCCGCCCCGUCUCCCCGCUCCUCCGACCGGCGUCGCCGGGCCGCCUCCCCGCCUCCCCUCUCCUCCCGGCCCCGGUCAACCGGUCGCCCGUGCCCGUGUCCACCACACUUCCGCCCAGCAUCUCGCCGCAGUCUCCACCCAAAAUAUCGCCGCAGUCGCCCCCUCACCUGUCGCCGCAGUCGCCUCCCAAGCUGUCGCCUCAAUCGCCACCGAAGCUUACCACUCAGUCCCGGAUGCAGGCCCCCAGCAUACCGCCUUUCGCACCAUUCUCGCCUAUGUCGCCCAUGCCGUCGACGCCGACCAUUAACUUUGCCCCACCGUCCAACCCCGUCCCCAUUCCUCCGCCCACUAAGCAGCCUUGAGCAUUGAAGCCUGAAGCGCACGCGGCUAUACACCCUGCCGCCAGAGUUUGUCAUUUCG
Molecule: messenger RNA, 2883 nt
Organism: Cutaneotrichosporon oleaginosum
Lineage: Eukaryota; Fungi; Basidiomycota; Tremellomycetes; Trichosporonales; Trichosporonaceae
Biological process (GO): release of sequestered calcium ion into cytosol; phosphatidylinositol-mediated signaling; lipid metabolic process
Molecular function (GO): phosphatidylinositol-4,5-bisphosphate phospholipase C activity
Source: RefSeq, a predicted model, not a curated record